Molecule: messenger RNA, 645 nt
Organism: Arabidopsis lyrata subsp. lyrata
Lineage: Eukaryota; Viridiplantae; Streptophyta; Magnoliopsida; Brassicales; Brassicaceae
Product: gibberellin-regulated protein 1
Exons: 3
Coding region: 89-388 (99 amino acids)
Source: RefSeq, a predicted model, not a curated record
UUCGACACAACAACUAAUUAAACGCACACAUUUAUCUUCACUCUGAAUUGAGCUAAGUUCUCACAUCAUACUCUCUCCUUGGAGAAUUAUGGCUAUUUCAAAAGCUCUUAUUGCUUCUCUUCUCAUAUCUCUUCUUGUUCUUCAACUCGUCCAGGCCGAUGUCUUCGAAAACUCACAGAAGAAAAAAGGUUACGCAAAGAAGAUCGAUUGUGGGAGUGCGUGUGUAGCACGGUGCAGGCUUUCGAGGAGGCCGAGGCUGUGUCACAGAGCGUGCGGGACUUGCUGCUACAGGUGCAACUGUGUGCCUCCGGGCACAUACGGUAACUACGACAAGUGCCAGUGCUACGCUACCCUCACCACCCACGGUGGACGCCGCAAGUGCCCAUAAGAAACAAAGCUCUUAAUUGCUGCAGAUAAUGCGAUGAUGUCGUUUUGUUAGUAUUUCUUUGGCGUAUAUAUGUGGAUCGAAUAAUAAACGAGAACUUACGUUGUCGUUGUGAGUGAGUACUGUAUUAUUAGUUGGUAUAUUUGUUGCAAGUUUUCUGGUUUUGAAUUUGUUUUUUUUUUCUUAUUUGUAUAUCGAUUCGUGCAAAAAUCUCAUUGUAUUAUUUCAUUUUGUAAUAAAAUUAUGUUACUUUGAUGCAA